CUGGUGGGCUGCAGUCCGUGGGGUCGCACAGAGUCGGACACGACUGAAGCGACUCCACAGCAGCAGCAGCAGAGCCGCCUCCAGGAGUAACUGGGGUGUGUCCCUUAGUGGUGGUACAGCCCUGUCUGUUCUGAUGUUUGUUGCAGCUUGAAAAGCACAGUGAAGUCGGGGGUAACUGGCCUAAGUGCCCUGGCUGCCCAGACCCCCGAGUCGGUGGCGCCUGAUUUGGCCCUUACAUCCUAGAGUGCUGGUCCUGUGUGGAGGAGGUCCAGUCCUCAGACAUCACGGCGCUGUGAGGAGCUUGAUCGUGCUGAGCCGGCUCCCAGGAGACAGAUUAAGAAUGUCCCAUAAGAGACUGCAGCUUUGUUGCAGAGCCAAUGUUUACACUCAAGUGCCUGACGGUGGAUGGGGCUGGGUGGUCGCGGUUUCCUUUUUCUUCGUUGAAGUCUUCACCUACGGCAUCAUCAAGUCCUUCGGCGUCUUUUUUAAUGACUUAAUGGACAGUUUCGAUGAAUCCAACAGCAGGAUCUCGUGGGUCAUCUCCAUCUGUGUGUUCGUCUUAACAUUCACAGCCCCGCUCUCCACGGUCCUGAGCAGCCGGUUUGGACACCGCCCGGUGGUGAUGCUGGGCGGCCUGCUGGUCAGCGCAGGCAUGGUGACGGCCGCCUUCUCCCAGAAGGUCCACCACAUGUACAUCGCCAUCGGCGUCGUCUCUGGCCUGGGGUUCUGCUUCAGCUUUCUGCCGACGGUCACCAUCCUGUCACAGUACUUCGACAAGAGGCGCUCGGUGGUCACGGCGGUCGCUUCCACGGGAGAAUGUUUCGCCAUGUUCGCCUUUGCGCCAGCCAUCACGGCCCUGAAGGAGAUGGUCGGCUGGAGGCACAGCAUGCUCUUCGUGGGGCUCCUGCAACUCAACCUUGUGGUCUGCGGCGCGCUGCUCAGACCCAUCGUCGUCGUCGGCACGCUGGGGACCCCCGAGACCCCCGCCCCCGAGCACCGGCAGGAAGCGCAGUAUAUGCUGGAGAACGAGAAAACCCGCACCUCCAUCGACUCCAUCGACUCCGGAGUAGAGCUAACUACCUCACCGAAGAACGCGCCUGGCCACCCGGCCGCAGUGGAGCCCGCGGCCGAGCUGCAGGCCCGGGGCCGGCCCGGCGCGCCGCUGCUGGACUUCUCCGUGCUGACGGAGAGGGGCUUCGUCUGCUACACGCUCUUCGGGCUGUUCGUGACGCUGGGCUUCUUCGCCCCGUCCCUGUACAUCAUCCCGCUGGGGCUCAGCCUCGGCCUGGACCGCGACCGCGCGGCGCUGCUGCUGUGCGCCAUGGCCGUGGCCGAGGUGUUCGGCCGCAUCGGGGCGGGGCUGGUCCUCAACCGCGAGCCCAUCCGCAAGGUCUACAUCGAGCUCGUCUGCGUCGUCCUGCUGGCCCUGUCCCUGUUCACCUUCACCUUCGCCAAGGGCUUCUGGGGCCUCAUGGCCUGCAGCGUCUUCUCAGGGGCCAUGAUCGGGACCGUGGCAGGCACCCACAUCCCGCUGCUCGCCGAGGACGACGUCGUGGGCAUCCAGAAGAUGUCGUCGGCGGCCGGGGUCUACGUCUUCUUCCAGAGCAUCUCGGGGCUGGCCGGACCUCCCCUUGCAGGUCUGCUGGUCGACCAGAGCAGGAUGUACAGCAGAGCCUUCUACUCCUGCGCGGCCGGGAUGCUGGUAGCCGCCGUGUGCCUCGCCCUCGUGAGACCCUGCAAGCGGGGGCUGUGCUGCCGGCCCCAAGCCCGGGAGGGCAAGGCCGAGGGUCCCCGAGGGAAAAAAGCGUUGCAGGACAUCCCCGAAGACUUUCUGGAGAUGGACCUGGGGAAGACCGAGCCCAGAGCUCCUGCAGGAACGGAGCCCGUCUGACACCCGCGCCCGCCGCUGCAGCGCCGGGCUGGGGAGGGCAUGGGGCGGGGGGCCCGGGGCGCCAGAGCAGCGGACCGCCAGCCCGCUUUCCGACUGCACUUCAAAGGGAAUGUACGCGAGAACCACUACCAACAUCCUUCUUGUUUUCUUAUAA
Molecule: messenger RNA, 2045 nt
Organism: Capra hircus (goat)
Lineage: Eukaryota; Metazoa; Chordata; Mammalia; Artiodactyla; Bovidae
Gene: SLC16A6
Product: solute carrier family 16 member 6
Exons: 6
Coding region: 341-1891 (516 amino acids)
Biological process (GO): monocarboxylic acid transport; transmembrane transport
Molecular function (GO): monocarboxylic acid transmembrane transporter activity
Source: RefSeq, a predicted model, not a curated record